This is a messenger RNA of Lingula anatina, 2114 nucleotides long. Its product is annotated as galactosylceramide sulfotransferase. The record is from RefSeq and is a predicted model, not a curated record. Gene Ontology annotation, molecular function: galactosylceramide sulfotransferase activity. Gene Ontology annotation, biological process: glycolipid biosynthetic process. Lineage: Eukaryota; Metazoa; Brachiopoda; Lingulata; Lingulida; Lingulidae. Gene Ontology annotation, cellular component: membrane.
AGCCUCCCCUGUAAUUCGGCCGGUUUCAAAAGAAAUUCGGUGAUGCCUUUAUUGACCUUUUCAAAGAAAAACAAGAUGAAACUGAAUACAUUUGACUUUUCAGAUGAAUAAAUUAAAUUCCUGUACAGCAAGUGUCAAAAUAUAAAUAAUUUUGCGACCACAUUUGCAAGCAGCUGUCACGCUGGAUACGCGCAGGUUCGAUGAGUUUACAGGUAGUAAUGAUAAUUAUGAGCAACUGAUGCUGAAGAUACACGCAUUUUUAUUAGGUGUGUCAAUAACAAAAGGAAAAUGACUCUGCACAGACGUAUGAGGCUUGUAUUUUGGUCUUUAAUUCUUGCCUAUUCCGUAAUUUUUUUAACGUUAUAUGUUCUACUCAAAGUACCAAAUAAUCUACGAGUGGUACCUUUUGAAAUGGAAAAAACUGUUCGUCCAUACGCAAGGGAAAUUGCACGAUCAGAUGUAAAAAUCUGCCGCAGAGGAGUAAAGGAUAGCAGCCGGAUGGCCCGCUACGAGGAGGCGUAUGAAGCAUGGAGGGACGGUCUCCCAAGAAGAAACGCCACAUUCAACUGUUCACCAAAGAAUCACAUUCUAUUUCGCAAAGUUCACAAAUGUGGUUCUACGACGCUUGCGAAUAUUUUCUUACGCUAUGCCUUCCUAAACAACCUCCGAGUUGUCCCAUUUUCCUUUAAUCUGGCACCGAACCAAAAAUACGACAUCUUGGCUCAUCAUUGCGGUUUUAACGAAACGCGCUUCCAAAAAGCACUGCCCAAAGACGUUUUUAAAAUGGGUCUGGUUAGAGAACCCUUUUCUAAGUUUAAAUCUGCGUUCUUUUUUUAUCAAAGGAGACUUGAAUCAACCUUACCAUUUUCUAGUGACAACCAUCUGAAAGAAUUUCUCAUCAAUUAUGACAAAUGGAGCCAAUCCUUAAAGCUUCCUGUUGGGAUACGGAGAAACAGCAUGUCUCAAGAAAUGGGGACAUACCACGAAGGUUUAAGGAGAAAUAGAACAGAUCUAAAAGCAUUUUUGAAUAACCUGUCAAACUAUUACGAUUUUGUAGCAAUUCAGGACAGAACAGACGAGAGUCUAGUUCUUCUUCGACGUCGUCUGUGUUGGGAUUUAAGAGACAUUGUUUAUAGGAGGAAACUUACGGGAAAGUACAAUGCGGAAAGCUUCGUUGACAGCGAGCUUAUUACCAGACAUAAGACUUCUGAUAGCGUAGACUUUGCUCUUUACAAUUAUUUCAAUAACAAAUUAAUGAAAGAAAUAGCACAACAGAAUAAUGACUUCUAUGUUGAGCUGCAAUAUUUCAAACAGUUAAAUGGCCAAAUAACAGAAUUCUGUGAACAACCUAGAACAAUAAGGAGCAACUCAGUUUUGGAAGUCGAACGUUCACCGUGGUCAGCAGGAUUUACUGUGGACGACUGUUUUUGCUCGCUUAUGACUGAUAUUAUGGAAUUUAAAAGAUGGAAAAAUUAAAUAAAGAAAUUAUCAUUUUCUUGUCGAACUAUGUUCCAGUGUGGGGCAUUUUGUCCACUAUCAGUAUAUAUCAAAAUCUUUUUUAAAAGUUUACAGAUAUACAUUCUCAAGACCUAUAUUAUUUUGUUGUUGUUGAUUACAGCCGACAGAACAGUUACACGAACAUAGAAGAUAUUGCGAGGCCUUAAUGUUACCAAGGGCUAUUAUAUCUAACGUGGAUGAUCUGAGACAACCAAAAUCUGCUAACCUGUUCCUUCUCAAGAAUAUUCAAUAUAAUUAGAAGACUGCUAAAAAAAUGUCAGGGUAUUCACUACACAUGUAGCUGCUAAAUUGUCAAAAGCCGCUUUUUGGCUUGUAGAAUGGCGCUGAGAAGUCCCGAGAUUUUUAUUGAAUUACUAAUUUCUUCUGAUAUAUUUAUUUAAAACCGUGUCUCCGUAGUUUGUUUGAAAAUUGGCCAAGACACUUUUAAUCAGUUUUGUAACAAUCUGCAUUUGUAAGGUAUAUAACGAGUGCGUAAGAUAAAGCGUCAGAUAAAGGUAUAUCGAUCCUUCAAAUGUUUUGGUAUAAAAAGUAUAUACUUACUCUUGGGUAACAUGGAUCUCUCGGAUCAGGCCAACACUAAGCCGUGUACGCCAACU